Molecule: messenger RNA, 4916 nt
Organism: Nymphaea colorata (pocket water lily)
Lineage: Eukaryota; Viridiplantae; Streptophyta; Magnoliopsida; Nymphaeales; Nymphaeaceae
Product: mediator of RNA polymerase II transcription subunit 33A-like
Exons: 12
Coding region: 576-4535 (1319 amino acids)
Biological process (GO): regulation of phenylpropanoid metabolic process
Cellular component (GO): mediator complex
Source: RefSeq, a predicted model, not a curated record
CCAUGGUUGCCAAGCCCUUUUGAUCAUGAGCUCAAACUUGAACCGUGGGUCUUUACCGAAACGAAGAUGGCACGAGGCCUUCGGCCAAAAUCUGGGCACGAGAUUUUUCCGUCGUGGAGAAGAAAAUGUGAUCGAGGAAGUCGAGUGAAACGGGAGAGGCAUCAAAAGACAUGGGCAUCGACCCUUGUGUUUCCUUCUCCAUUUGGAAACAAGAGGCGAGCAGGCUUCUACCAGUCAACGUUUCCGAUCGUGGGGCCGAGGCCCAUGCUCAUACAGAACGGGAAGAAAAUGGGGGCAAGGUGAAAAUUCUUCUGUUGGUCCUUACCUCUCACAGUCUCACGUAGUCCCUCGUCCUUGGACACGCUGCCCCGGACACCCAGCUCCAUUUACCACUGGGAUAGAUGAUAGAAGAGAAUUUUGCAGUAUCCUAGAAUAGAAUUCUAUUCGUGGGCUUGUAGUUGCUGUUCCGGUGUCUCCUUCUUGGGUUCUGGAGGCGGAGUGCGGGCGAGCGAGGGAGCGUGGCGCCGCCGGAAGACGGUAAAAGGUGGGACUGGGGAGGGGAGGGGAGGGGCGUGAUGAACGACGAAGCCCAGCAGCGGCGGUGCCUCAUGGCAGAGCUGGUGAAGUCCUCGCAGGAGAAGAAGGACGCGCCCUUGAACUGGGCUGUCGAGGUGAGCAAGCUACUUCAGCAGACAGGAGGCGGUUUCCCCUCCCUGGAGUUGGGCGACGCCCUCGUCUCCCACCUCUGCUGGGACAACAACACCCCUCUGGUCUGGAAGUUCAUUGACCAGGCUAUGAACUCCCACCUCGUCUCCUCUCUCCACAUCCUCGCUCUCCUAUCCUCCAGGAUGAUUUCUCAGAGAUGGAACCAACCGGAGGCCUAUCGACUUUAUCUGGAGCUCCUAAGCAGGCAUGCGUUCUCCCAUACCGCCAAGGACGUUGCUCAUUGCAAAGAAAAGAUGUUAAAAUCUGUCGAUGAGAGCCUGCACCUGUCCAGCACAUUUGGUCUUCAUAUCGUGGAUCUUGGACAAGCAACCGUUCUGUUUCUUUUCCAUGUUAUUACUAACUUGGUCAAUUGCUCAUUGGAGGAUUGGGGAUUGCAUUCAGCACAUAUCGACAAACAGGGCAGCAUGUAUAUGGAUGUUGACAUCCAAGAAAAGCUGGAUGAUGGAAGCCAUGAACACCGUAAUCAUCUACGGAAAACUAAUGCUUUUACUGCGUUGGAGGUGGUCGAAAAGCUAGUGGAGAAUAAGAAAGCCACAAUUAUCUUCCGUCUUGUGCAUUGGAACAUGCCCGAGAAAUUUAAUGAACUGCUGCAGAGGUUAGAUAUUGCUGAAUCUCAUAAGUUAACUUCAUCAGCAAGCCAGCAACUUUCAAGAAUAAAUACAAGCAUAAAGAAAAUUUUGGCUCAGGAGCAUCAAUUAAACAGGUGCCAGGCCAUUGGUGUAUUGAUAGAUGUUGGCUCCUGCGGUUACAAGUCUUGCCACAGCUUUGGAGUCGGUCGUGGUGCAUGCUGGAUUGCUUUUGACAUUUAUAUGGAAAAUGUGAUGGAUGGGAAAAAACUUCACGCUACAUCAGCGAUUGAUGUACUUGCAGAACUUAUUCGAACGCUGAAAGUGAUGAAUUAUGCUAGCUGGCAAGAGACCUUUCAAGCACUCUGGAUCUCAGCUCUUCGUCUAGUGCAGCGAGAGCGUGAACCUCUUGAAGGACCAGUGCCACAUCUUGAUGCAAGACUGUGUAUUCUGCUGUCCAUCACACCUCUUGCCAUUGCACGUGUUGUUGGACAAGGAACAGAAUCAAAUAUGCAUGUCAAUGAUGAUUCAAGGAGUAGUUUGGGGUCUCCGCAUCAGCAUGGCAUCAUUGGCAUGGAAAGGGACACAGACAGUUCAAUUAGACAUGGUCUAGUUUCUGCUCUUCAGAUACUAGGACAAUUCUCAGCACUUCUGUCCCCUCCUCCGUCUGUGGUCAUUGCUGCUAAUAAUGCUGCCGCAAAAGCUUCGAACUUUAUUACCAAUUUGAAGGGUGGGAAUGACAACUUUAGUAGCGUUAAGCAUGUCGAUACUUCUAUUAGGCCAGUUGGGAAUAUGCGGCACCUCAUAGUUGAAGCAUGUAUUGCACGAAAGCUCAUUGAUACAUCUUCCUACUUUUGGCCUGGUUAUGUGAGUAUGUCACCAAAUGCUUCAAAAGACUCGAUGGCAACACAAGGAUCUCCUUGGUUAAACUUCAUGGAAGGGGCUCCAUUGACCAUUCCACUUAGACAGGCACUCAGCUCAACUCCUGCUUCAAGUGUAUCAGAGCUUGAAAAACUGUAUCAUAUUGCUUUGAAUGGAGUAGAAGAUGAGAAAUAUGCUGCAGCUAAAAUUUUAUGUGGUGCAUCUUUGAUACGUGGAUGGAAUAUCCAGGAACACACUGUACAAAUCAUUGUGAAACUUUUGUCACCUCCUGAACCACCAAACUUUUCUGGAUCUGGCAGCCACUUGGUUGCUUAUUCUUCUGUGCUUAGUGCUGUUCUUUUUGGAUUGUCAUCUAUAGAUACAGUUCAUAUUCUUUCAUUAUAUGGCAUGUUACCAGAAGUUGCUGCUUCUUUAUUGCCAAUCUGUGAAGUGUUUGGUUCUCUGGUGCCCUCUUCACAUUAUAAGUUAAGUAGUGGAGAUGAAACAUCAUCAUAUGCCAUUUUCUCGUGUGCGUUUCUUUUUCUACUUCGUUUGUGGAAGUUCUAUAGGCCUCCUCACGAACACUAUGCAAUGGGGCAUGGUUCUCCCCUUGUUUCAGAAAUGACUUUGGAAUACUUGUUGUUGUUACACCAUAGUCGUCUCACUUCAUGCACAUCUAGAGGUAAUACAUUUGUGAGUAAACAGAAUUCAUCAGGUUUGGCUCGACCAAUUUACGUUGACUUGUUUCCCAAGCUAAAAUCUUGGUACUGCCAGAAUCAGGCCUGCAUAGCUUCCACACUUUCUGGACUCUCUAAUAGAAACCCAGUUCAUCAGGUUGCUAACAAGAUUCUGAAUAUGAUUUUUCGAAAAAUGAACAAAAGUGGAACAUCAACUUCUGUUCCCGGCACUCCUUCAAGCGGGAGCCUGAGUAGCUCAUCAGGGAAUACGAGUGAUGAUGUCAACCAGAGACCCGUGAUUCCUGCUUGGGACAUGCUAGAAGCCAUUCCUCUUGUUCUUGAUGCCAUUUUAACUGCAUGUGCUCAUGGAAGGCUUUCUUCUCGAGACAUGACAACAGGCCUGAAGGACCUUAUCGACUUUCUCCCUGCUAGUCUGGCCACCAUAAUCAGCUAUUUUUCUGCAGAAAUAACUCGUGGUAUCUGGAAGCCUGUUUUGAUGAAUGGAACAGAUUGGCCUAGUCCUGCAGCAAACCUUCCUUCUAUUGAGGCUGAAAUGAAGGAGAUUCUUGCUCCAACUGGUGUCAACGUCCCCAGCCCUUACACAGAUGGGACCAUACAAGCUAUGCUUCCAUUACCCAUGGCAGCUCUGGUCAGUUUGACGAUAACAUUUAAGCUUGACAAAAGUUUGGAAUUUGUCCAUGGUGUGGCUGGAUCUGCUAUGGACAGUGCUGCCUCUGGAUGUCCUUGGCCUAGCAUGCAUAUAGUUGGAGCACUAUGGGCACAAAAGGUUCGUCGUUGGCAUGACUUUAUUGUCUUCUCUUGUUGCCGUUCUAUUUUUGGGCAGGAUAAAGAGGCUGUCACUCAGCUUUUAAGGAGCUGCUUUUCAGCUUUCCUUGGAUCCAGUUGCCAAUCGAAACUAACUGCCUUUGGAGGUGUCAGUGCAUUGCUUGGUAACUGUAUUGGUGCACAAGCUGUUGAUUCUGGCCGAGCAGUGGCUCCAGGUUUCUUUUAUCUCCGGACUUGCACGGCCAUCCAUGAUAAAGUGUUUCUGUCUGAGGUAAUACUCAGGCUAGUGAUUGAAUUCUCCCGCGAGUUGGCUGUUGGAUGGACCAUAACGAGCAGUUCAUGUACCCAGAUGGCCAGGAGGCUUAAGUGCAGUAGGGUGUCUCUGGCAGCUGCAGCAGCAAAAGUUAAAGAAAUAGCAACGCUUGGUGCAAGCCUAUUGUGCGUUUCUGGAGGAGGCCAUCUCGUGAAAGUAUUGUAUCAGGAAACUUUGCCUACAUGGCUGCUGUCUGCCAAUGAGAAGAAAACCAAGAGCAUUGGUCCAGUUUCUUCAAUUUUGGAAGGAUAUGUAAUGGCAUACUUGGUAAUCCUAUCUGGUUCAUUCAUUUGGGGGGUAGGGAUUGCAAAGUCUCUCUGUCCAAAGAUGUCUCAGGCAUUUGGGCGACAUGUGGACUUCCUGGGGGAUGCAAUUGAAGGCAAAAUCUCGCUGGGCUGUGAUAUUGCUACAUGGAAGGCUUAUGUAUCGUGCUUUGUUGGCUUGGUGGUUACCUUAGUGCCAACUUGGGUAGCUGAAGUUAAACCGAACACACUCAAGAAACUGGCCAUUGGGUUGAGGGGGUGGCAUGAAUCUGAGCUAGCACUCUCACUGCUUGAAAGAGGGGGACCUGCGACCAUGGGAUGUGCAGCAAACCUAUUUAUGUAAGUAGCUGUUGGAACUAGUUUGUUAGCAGAACUUGCCCAUUUUUGCGAAACCAGGGAGACUAAUCUGGAGAAGACAUUCUGCAGCUUUGAGGCGUUACUGUAGGUCAUUGAAGAGGAGAUAAUAAUGUUAGGGACAUGUUGGUAUUUUUCAAGGGAAAAUUGCUUUGGGCAUAGAAAAUCGAGUUAACAGAUUGUGUACAGUUCAUGAUCAUACUGAUAAAUCCAAUGUGAAGAAAUAUGAGACAGAACCCUAGUACCUGGUGCUGGGCACGCGAUUUGUAUAUUCUUCCUUAGGUUCAAUGUCUUGCUGUCAAAAACACUAAUAGGUUAGGUAAACAAAUGAGUUACGAAAAUUAGAAUGAAUACACAUUGUUCUAUUGAA